AUGCCUUUAUCGGAUUCGGAGCCAGAGUCCUCCGCGGAGUCCGAUAUCGGCCGCCUCUCUCCUCCUGCUCCGGUCGACCGGAACACGGACCCGGGGUGACCGCAGGGUUCUCGAUCUCCGGCGGGGAUCGCGGGGCAGUGAGUAGAAGGGUUUGGCCUGUUGGGAAGGUGAAGGAGGGAGGAGAUAUGGAGCUCAAGUGGGGGAGCGGACGGCUGUGGGCGGCGGCGCUGGUCGCGCUCGCGGCGGUUGCGGUGGUGGCGGCGGAUCGUGGGCUGAGGCCAGAGGCGGCGGGAGCUGAGGCCGUCGAGACGGAAGAGGUCGGGGUGUCGGAUUACGUGCUCAAGGUGGUCAAUUUCCUGUGGCGGCCCGAUGAGUCUUCCUACCAACACGUUUGGCCGUCUAUGAAAUUUGGGUGGGAAAUCGUCGUCGGAACGAUCAUUGGGUUCUUGGGAUCGGCGUUCGGAAGCGUCGGAGGCGUCGGCGGGGGUGGGAUUUAUGUUCCUAUGCUCACCCUCAUCAUUGGAUUCGACGCCAAGUCUUCCACUGCCAUAUCAAAAUGUAUGAUCAUGGGCGCGGCGGGAUCGACAGUUUGGUACAACCUUAAGCUCAGGCAUCCAACUCUGGAUAUGCCCAUCAUCGAUUACGAUCUAGCGUUGCUUUUCCAACCGAUGCUCAUGCUGGGGAUCAGUAUUGGAGUCGCGUUCAAUGUCAUCUUUGCUGAUUGGAUGGUCACAGUUCUUCUAAUCAUCCUCUUCAUAGGUACAUCAACUAAGGCAUUCUUGAAGGGUGUAGAGACAUGGAAGAAGGAGACGAUAAUGAAGAAGGAAGCAGCGAUGCUUAAGGAGUCAAACGGUACGCUGAUUAAUUAUCUGUUGAAGUAUACAAAGUUUAUCGGAACUAAUUGCUCAUCAAUGUCAUGUCAUGCAGGAAGGGAUGAAAUAGAAUACAAAGCUCUGCCAUCUGGUCCUGGGGGUGCAUCAAAGAAGGCUCUACGAAAAGAGGCCCCAAUCACCGAAAAUGUCUGCUGGAAGGAGCUUGGUCUUCUUUCUUUUGUGUGGAUCUCAUUCCUUAUCCUACAGGUUUUGAAGCAAAACUACACAUCGACAUGUUCCCUAUGGUAUUGGAUUCUGAACUUGCUUCAGGUCCCUGUAUCUUUGGGAGUAUCAGGUUAUGAAGCUGUUAGUUUAUACAGAGGAAAGAGAAUUAUCUCAUCAAAGGGACUGGAAGGGACAGACUUUACAGUCAUUCAACUUGUUUUCUACUGCCUCAUCGGUGUCCUCGCUGGUGUAGUUGGAGGCCUCCUUGGCCUUGGAGGAGGGUUUAUUUUGGGCCCUGUCUUCUUGGAGCUUGGUGUUCCACCGCAGGUCUCGAGUGCUACAGCAACUUUCGCGAUGACAUUUUCUUCGUCCAUGUCUGUUGUAGAAUACUACCUCCUGAAGCGUUUUCCCAUCCCUUACGCAUUGUAUUUUGUGUCUGUGGCAUUGGUGGCUGCCUUUGUCGGCCAGCAUUUGGUUAAGAGGCUGAUCGAAAUACUGGGUAGAGCUUCUCUGAUCAUCUUCAUCCUUGCCUCGACAAUUUUUAUUAGUGCAAUCUCAUUGGGUGGAGUUGGCAUUUCAAACAUGGUUCAAAAGAUCCAGCAUCACGAGUACAUGGGGUUUGAGAAUCUCUGCAAGUAUGAAGCAUAGCAUCAAGAUCUUACGUCCAAAUACUUAGUUGGUUAAUCGGGGGGCAGAAGAGAUUACCCUGCAGUGCUCUUCCACCAAUUUAUCGAUGCUUGCAUUCAAUAAAGCUCUUGAAAAUACACUAUUUUGUAGCAUGUUUUCGGAUGUCCUCUUCAGUAAGAUGUUGAGCAACAGUCACCAAUUCGAAGAUGUCUUUUGUGCUGUAACAAAGUAGCCAUAGGAUGGUGAUCUGCAAAAUUUAUUCUUAAUCCCAUUUUUGCAUGUGAUUAGAUUCUCAACUCACAUCUGUUGUUGUCAUUUUCUUUGGAAUCUGAUCAUCUAUUUACACCA
Messenger RNA from Musa acuminata AAA Group (dessert banana), 2012 nucleotides. Its product is annotated as sulfite exporter TauE/SafE family protein 3-like. The coding region runs from base 186 to 1685 and encodes 499 amino acids. Gene Ontology annotation, biological process: protein ubiquitination. The transcript has 11 exons. The record is from RefSeq and is a predicted model, not a curated record. Gene Ontology annotation, cellular component: membrane; Cul4A-RING E3 ubiquitin ligase complex. NCBI's taxonomy places the organism in Eukaryota, Viridiplantae, Streptophyta, Magnoliopsida, Zingiberales, Musaceae.